This is a messenger RNA of Lemur catta (Ring-tailed lemur), 1152 nucleotides long. RefSeq names its product polyamine-modulated factor 1. The transcript has 5 exons. The record is from RefSeq and is a predicted model, not a curated record. Gene Ontology annotation, biological process: chromosome segregation. The coding region runs from base 66 to 686 and encodes 206 amino acids. Gene Ontology annotation, cellular component: MIS12/MIND type complex. Lineage: Eukaryota; Metazoa; Chordata; Mammalia; Primates; Lemuridae.
GGCCAAUCGGGAGCUUCGGCGGGCGGGGCGGCCGGGCCAGUUAGAUUUGGCGGUUCGACUUCAAGAUGGCCGAAGCGAGCGACGCUAAUGUAGACGGCGCUUAUGAGGAAAAAGGGCUUGAGGGGUCGUCUUCGGAAUCUGUGCCACCCGGCACUACCAUUUCGAGGGUGAAGCUCCUCGACACCAUGGUGGACACUUUUCUCCAGAAGCUAGUCGCCGCUGGGAGCCCUCUGCUCCUUAAUAGAGAUGGAAGUGCCAGUCCCCGCCUGCCCUCUGCUGGACAACCUGUGCAACAGGCUUUCAGCUGGGCAGCAGGCGGGUUACCAGGGAGGAAGGAAGAAAUUUCCGAAAUCAAAGAGGAAGGGAACCUGGAAGCUGUCUUGAAUGCCUUGGAUAAAGUUGUGGAAGAAGGCAAAGCCCGCAAGGAACCAGCCUGGCGCCCCAGUGGGAUCCCAGAGAAAGACCUGCACAGCGCCAUGGCACCCUACCUCUUGCAGCAACGGGACACCCUACAGCGCCAUGUGCAGAAACAGGAGGCCGAGAACCAGCAGCUGGCAGAGGCCGUCCUGGCUGGGCGCAGGCAGGUGGAGGAGCUGCAGCUACAGGUCCAGGCGCGGCAGCAGGCCUGGCAGGCUCUACACAGAGAACAGAGGGAGCUGGUGGCUGUGCUGAGAGAGCCUGAGUGAGGAGAUGGCUGGGCCCAGAAGCAGAGGGCAGUCAAGGUCGAGGGCCUGUGGUCUAGCAUGCUGGGCCUGGGCCUGUCCUCCAAGAACAGCUGAAAUGGUGCCCAGUCCUUAAGCAGUGAUGGAAUUUGCCAGCGGACCAGGCUAGAGCAAGCCCCACUGCCACUGUGCCUUUUGGGGCUCCCUUGGGGUUGGUCUCAAACACGCCCCCACCUUCAGAUUCCUCCCUAUUUUCUUCGAACUGGAGGGUUCUUGGCCAGCUCCCACCUGGAAAUCAAGCACUAGCUUCUUUCCUCCCGGUUCAGGUCAACUCUGCCAACCCGCUCCUGCUAGUUCCUGAGCCCUCCCUAGGACCUCGCUUGGGGAAUCUGUUUUCAAUCUCCACUGAUUGUCCCCUUGCUGGCCAGCCCAAGGGCUCUUACCACGUUCUCCCCACAUCCGUAAAUAAACUUCCUCCACUACACUGUAA